GUGUCCUGAAGGACAGGUGGUAAUGAAAAGCUGCAACGCCACAACAGAUAUGAAAUGCGGAUCACCAUUUCCAGAAACUUCAGAUUCCUCAUUUCCAAGCAUUUACAUCGGGAUUGGUGUUUCAAUUGGAGUGGUUUUCUUGGCAAUUGUCAUCAUUGGUUGUUUAGUUUACUGCCUGUAUAAAAGGAGAAAAUCCAAAGGAAUGAAAGAAUCCAGAGACAACUUGAUAUCUGAUAAUGAGAAUAAAAACUCUAAAACUGAAGCCUCUGCUCCUCCUCAGGACAGACUGCCUGAAACUGCGGAGGGAGAGGAUUUGGAGAUGAGGGAACAAGACUCUUUCCUUCCAAAUAGGCCAUCUGUGUCAUCAUCACUUGAGGCUGCUUGUUCAAAUGGGCAGUCCAGUGGAGGGAAUAAUGUACAGAGCUCUAACAAUCCUGCAGUAAGGUUUAAUACUUCCUGUAUGGAAAAAUUGGAGAAGACUUAUUUUCAAACAAGGAACAUAGUGUUACCAGAUGAUUGGCAAAGACUUAUGAGGAAAUGUGGCUUAUCAGAUGUUGACCUAGAGAACAUAAAACAUGAUAAUCCUCAACAUUCUAAUGAACGGCAUUAUCAGAUGUUAAGAACUUUGCGAGACAGGAAGGGAGUUGUUCCUGCUUUUAAUAAAAUACUUGACAGCCUGAAAGAAAUGCAUCUUAAUGGUAUUUAUGAAAAUAUAAUGAAUGAACUAAUAAGUGAAGAUUUAAUAAUAAAUGCGACUGAAGACUAAUUUAGCUUUUAUUUCUUUAUUUUUGACUAUGCAAAAACCGGACAGAGAAGAGUCUUCUCUGAAAAGGGACUUUUUAUGCAUCAAUUUACUUUAGUGCAUUUUCCCUUGGCUGAAGAUGUGUAAACUGACAACACAGUUGUUGAACUUUUGGGAAAUAAAAUGCUGCAUAUCUGAGUGGGUAAAUUUUGCAACAUUCAAACUUUACAAUGGAUAAUACAACAACCAAUAAGAGCUUGGUCAGUGUUUGGAAAUUACAGGUUUUUAUGUGAUUCUGUACUGUCCUCUAUAAAAAUGCUAUUGUGACCAAAAUUCAGUAUUCAAUAUUACGUGAACUGCUAACAUACAGCAGGCUGAAGCUGGAUACAGUAGUUUUCUAUGGAAUCACAAUCGUCUAACCUGUUGGGUAAGUGGAAUUUGACUGUGUAAAACUAUGUAAAAAAAUCAGGCAGGAACUGUGUUCGCAUUUGCUACUAUAGUAUGAAAUGACUGAUUGAUUGGAAUACUUCAUUUGUGAUCUUAAAUACAAAGAGUGUGCUGCAUCAUACUCUGCAACUUUUUGUACAUAUUUUCUAAUAAAAAAUUACUUCUGA
Molecule: messenger RNA, 1356 nt
Organism: Thamnophis sirtalis
Lineage: Eukaryota; Metazoa; Chordata; Lepidosauria; Squamata; Natricidae
Source: RefSeq, a predicted model, not a curated record